AGAAAGCAAAAUCUGAUAGAAAAAUGCUGCAGUACUUUGUAGAUAUGCGCACAGUGCGUGCAAUCGGAGGAAAUGGAGGUGAUGGUGCUAUCUCAUUCCUUCAGCUGUGGGCCAAUGAGACGGCAGGACCAGAUGGAGGGGAUGGAGGGCAUGGAGGACAUGUAUUGUUUCACGCAACUAAAGAUGUACGGGACUUACGCCACUUGACAUCAGUUCUCAGAGCUCCAGAUGGAGAGAAAGGUUAUAAUAAGGACUGCCAUGGGAAGAGUGCUUCUCACACUGUAAUACAGGUUCCUAUUGGCACUAUAAUUAAGUCAAGCAGCGGGAAAGUUGUAGGUGACCUUAAAGAUGAAGGCACCACAUUUGUGGCGGCACGUGGCGGGGCCGGAGGCCAUGGGAACCAUUUCUUUGUAUCAGACACACAUCAGGCUCCAAACAUUGCAGAGUAUGGGGCACAAGGAGAAGAAUUACAGUAUGUGCUGGAAGUGCGCACCAUGGCACAUAUCGGACUGAUAGGGUUUCCAAACGCUGGAAAAAGCACUUUACUUCAGGCAGUUUCACGUGCACGACCUAAAAUCGCCCCAUAUCCGUUCACUACAUUGAAACCACACUUGGGCAUAAUACAGUAUGAUGACUAUGACCAGAUAGCAGUUGCAGACUUGCCUGGUUUGAUUCCUGGAUCCCACAAGAACCGUGGUCUGGGAAUCCAGUUCCUGAAACAUGCAGAGCGCUGUGCAGUUCUGCUGUUCAUGUUGGAUUUGGCCACUCCUGAACCCUGGACUCAUCUGGAAGUACUGCAGUUUGAACUCUCACAGUUCAGUCCUGAACUCUUACAACGUCCUCAGCUGGUUGUUGCAAACAAACUGGAUCUACCAGAGGCCAAGGUUAACCUCACUCAUCUGCAGAGACAAGUUAAGCUUCCUGUAAUUGCUAUUUCUGCAAAAAUGGGAAUAAACCUUGAAAAGCUGUUAAAGGUCAUUAAAGAAACAUAUGACAAAAAUAUUAAGACUGAAGAUGAAGAGUGAUCUUACUGACUGUGAAGUGACAAGAAGAUGUGAAUAAUUUCUAACAAAGUAGUGUGGAUUUUUGCAUUGUGAUGUUGGCCAUUUAUAGCUGAAAUUCAUCUUUAUGAGCUGCUAUUUAAAUAUGCUGUGUAUUCUAGUGUUUAAAAACAGCCAGGUUUAAAUUGUAGCAUAGUAGUGAGGAAGUUUAUCUGAAUUCUUUUCCUUUUUGUUGAACUAGGAUCUCAAAACAAAAAGUACUUUGUUAAGAAUAAAUCCAUUUGCUUCUAUUUUAAUUUUUCCAGAUUUAGAAUAACUAGUCUUGUUAUAUGCAGUUUUACUUUACAUAAAUUUUUAGUUAUCCCCAUGUUUCUUUUGUAUGUUCUAAGUAAAGGAAAAUUAAUGUUAAGGUGUAGCAUGGAAGCUAUUGAAUAAUUUCUGAAGACAACUGUACUGUAUGUCAGAAGUGAUUUCUGACUCUUGCAACAACCAUUACAGUUUAAAAUAACAUACUACACAUUUCAAUGCA
This is a messenger RNA of Zootermopsis nevadensis, 1530 nucleotides long. Its product is annotated as mitochondrial ribosome-associated GTPase 2. Gene Ontology annotation, cellular component: mitochondrion. Gene Ontology annotation, molecular function: magnesium ion binding; GTP binding; GTPase activity. The record is from RefSeq and is a predicted model, not a curated record. Lineage: Eukaryota; Metazoa; Arthropoda; Insecta; Blattodea; Termopsidae.